AUGCGAGGUAUUGGAGGAAAUGCAACUGGUGCAUUGACUUUUACGACACAAUCACCAACAAUAGGUGCAGCACUGCAGUCGAAUGAUAUCUGUCAUCUGAGUGAAAGUACCAACCGAAUGGUCCUCUCUAAAGACUUCAUAUCACCAGCUGGGACGUUAUUGCCAUCUGGUGCAGUGGUGUGGUUAGUGCUCGUUGCAUUCCCACAUUCAUGCGCUAUUUGA
Molecule: messenger RNA, 222 nt
Organism: Anisakis simplex (herring worm)
Lineage: Eukaryota; Metazoa; Nematoda; Chromadorea; Rhabditida; Anisakidae
Source: the annotation of a GenBank genome assembly